Messenger RNA from Anguilla anguilla (European eel), 1676 nucleotides. Its product is annotated as ADP-ribosylation factor 4-like. The transcript has 6 exons. The record is from RefSeq and is a predicted model, not a curated record. The coding region runs from base 155 to 697 and encodes 180 amino acids. Lineage: Eukaryota; Metazoa; Chordata; Actinopteri; Anguilliformes; Anguillidae. Gene Ontology annotation, molecular function: GTPase activity; GTP binding. Gene Ontology annotation, biological process: intracellular protein transport; vesicle-mediated transport. Gene Ontology annotation, cellular component: cytoplasm; plasma membrane.
UUAUUCCGCGUUGGCCUGGACGUGGCAAAUGAGAAGAUAGCAGAGGAGAGCGGAGUUAUUUCCAUAUCCUGUAGCGAACGCACAGCAGAAAUACAAUUUGUAAUUUACAUUUCUUUUUAGAAUAAGUAUUCAAAGGUGAUUUACGUCAAACAACAUGGGUCUCACGAUCUCGAAUAUCUUCAGCAAGUUUUUUGGAAAGAAACAGAUGAGGAUACUUAUGGUGGGUUUGGAUGCUGCUGGUAAAACCACUAUCUUAUACAAACUGAAGCUGGGAGAGAUUGUAACCACUAUUCCAACAAUUGGUUUUAACGUGGAGACGGUGGAAUACAAGAACAUCUGCUUCACCGUGUGGGACGUGGGCGGCCAGGACAAAAUCCGCCCCCUGUGGAGACACUACUUCCAGAACACACAGGGCCUUAUCUUCGUGGUGGACAGUAACGACAGAGAGCGAGUCGCAGAGUCGGCAGAAGAGCUGAGCAAAAUGUUGCAAGAGGACGAGCUGCAAGAAGCCAUCUUGUUGGUAUUUGCGAACAAACAGGACCUGCCGAACGCCAUGACCGUGAGCGACCUGACAGACAAGCUCGGGCUUCAGAAUCUACGGAGCAGAACCUGGCAUGUCCAGGCUACCUGUGCUACACAAGGAAAUGGCCUGUAUGAAGGACUGGACUGGUUAUCCAAUGAGCUGUCCAAGCACUAAAGAUGACGGGAGCAAAACUGGCUUGAAUGAGAGAGAGAGAGAGUAGGACAGAGUGGCAGAUGAGAAUUUCAACCAGAGGAAACAAAAAAAAAAAAAGAAAACAAAACUUUGUCUAAAUUGUUUGUGUGUCUGUCUGGUAGAACUUGAACUUAUGGACUUUACAAUCACUUUGUGUUGUGAAACUUUGAUUUUCUGUUGUCAUUUCUACACAACUUUCUUUGUCCAGUCUUUUCAGUUUUUUCUCCUUACUCCAACAGUUAAAAAAUAAUGUUUUAAUUAGCAUGUUUUAAACGGUGAAGAUGAAUGAUGGUUUCCAAGGUAACAGAGGAAGCACUUGGGAGGGUAGUGCUGAGCUGUUGGAGAGGUGCAUUUUUAAAGUCUGCCAGCCACAAGCCUGUUUAAUUUAUCCUGUCUCCGUGUCCUUGAAGCUUCUUUUCAGCGAGGGGUAAAUUAGCUGCAGUAAGAGAGUUUGUUCCGAAACCAGGUUUGAGAAGGGAGGGUUGUACAGGAAGAUCUUUGAUGGUAAUAACAAGGGCCAAUCUUUUGCAAUAAUGAUGCAUAUUUCCCAUGUGUUACCCAUCUAUAUAUAACCUGUGUUCACUUUUGAGAAAAGAAUGGAUGGACAUUUUUAUUUAGGUGUGUGCAUUUAUUUAGGGAGUUGUAAGUAUUCCUCUGUUCAUGGUGUUGCAUUAUUUUGUACAGUGCUUGGAUAUUGCAGUUUGCUCCUACGUUGCAGGGAGGAAGGGGGGGGUAAAGGGGUGGGGGGGGGUAGGGGGUGGUUUGGGAUUGUGUAACUUCCCCUUUUCAUGUCCCUUGCCAGUUCCCCUCUGCAAAGAAUACAUUCCCACAGCACCCUCCAAACCAUGCAUGGAAAAAAAACACAACCUCAGAUAUGUGGCAAGCAAUUUGUUGUAAAAAAAAAAAAAAAAAACUAAACAAACAAAUCUAAAUAAUAAAAAAACGCAAGCUGCGAAAUAAA